AUGCAUAUGUGUACACCUAAUGAUAAUGUUAUCCUCAUUCAGUGGUCUGAAAAUGCAAAAGUAUCCUCAUCUAUGAAGAAGAAGGCGAUUGCGAAUGAAGAAGAAGAGAAGGUAACCAUGGACGAAAUUCUGGAGCUAAAAAUUCACCAUAGUGGUCAAUUCAUUGACUGUGAUCUUAGUGUGUAUGAGGGAGGUGUGGUAGAUACGUUAAAAGUAGAUGCUGAUAAGUGGAGUUAUUUUGAGUUAGUAGGUGUGUUGAAGGAAUUAGGUUAUAGGGACUUUGAGAAAAUGUAUUACAAUGAUCCACAAUUUGGGAUGAAUGCCCUAGUUGAUGACACAGUGGUUGAUGUUGUUGUUGAGCAUGUAGAUGAGGUUGAAGAUUUUCUUAAUAAGUUACAUGAUGAAAUAGCUGAUAAAUUGGAUAAGAUGAAUGAUGCUAAUGUUGUUGUGGAAGAAGGAGAAGUUGGGUUGAAUGGUGAUAAUGUUGUGGAAGGAGGAGAAGCUGGACUGAAUGGUGGAAAUGUUGUUGUUGAAGAAGGAGAUGCUGAGAUAAAUGGAGGAAAUAUUGUUGUGGAAGGAGGAGCUGAGCUAAAUGGUGGAAAUGCUAAUGUAGCCUCAAACAAUGUUGAAGUUCUGUCAAACAAUAUGGGUGAGGUUCAUGAUGAAAGUGAUGAUGAUAGUGAAGAUGAGAGCUUUCAGUAUGACAGUGCCCUUGAGGUAUCAUUUGAGGAUGAAUCUGAUGGGUAUGAUGAGAUGGAUGAUGAUGAACUUGCUGAUCUCAUAGAAUAUGAAACUGAUGGAAAGUCUAGUGGAAAAAAAAAGCAAAUAAAAGAUACAGGAGAGUGUAAGGGGAGUGAUAAUAACAGUGAUGAUCUUCAAAGUGGCUGUGAUAGUGAUGACAAUAGUGGAAAUAAUAGGAAGAAAGACCUGAAGUUCAUGAAAAAUGACAAGAAAAGAGUGAGGGUAAGAUGUAAGGAUGGCUGUCAAUGGGAUCUCUAUUGUGCCAAGUUACCAGAUGAGGAUUCUUGGCAAGUAAGAAAAAUAAUUGAUGAACAUAAUUGUAGUAGGGAGUUCAAUGUGAAGUUGCUAUCUACAAAGUGGCUGAGCAAGAGGAUUCAUAAUUCAUUGAAAAACAAUCCUAGGUUGAAGGGUAAGGAUAUAAAAGAUAAGGCUUUGAGAAAGUGGAAUAUGGGGAUAAACAAGACCAAGGCAAUAAGAGCAAGAGUGGCUGCUGGGGAUAAGGUUGAUGGGUCUUUCUUGGGGGAUUACACUAGGAUAUAUGACUAUUGUCAUGAGUUGCUGAGAGCAAAUCCAGGUUCUACAAUUAAGAUGAAUGUUGAGCCUGUUCCUGAAGGUGUUGAUGAUCAAAGACCAUAUUUUAAAAGGGCCUUUGUGGGGGGAAAAAUUCUGGCAGCUAUAGGAAGGGAUCCUAAUGAUCAGAUGCUUCCUAUAGCAUAUGCUGUGGUGGAAAGUGAAAAUAAGGAAAGUUGGACUUGGUUUUUGGAGUUCUUAAUUGCUGACUUAGGAGGUGCUACUGAGUGUCUAACAUACACUUUUAUUUUAGACCAACAAAAGGGGCUGUUACCUGCAAUGGAUGAGUUGUUGCCCAAUGUGGAACAACGAUUUUGUGUUAGACACCUGUAUAAUAAUUUUAGGAAAAGGUUUCCUGGUAAGCUGUUGAAGGAAGUUAUAUGGAAGGCUGCAAAGUCAACAUAUGCUCAAGCUUGGGAAACAGAGAUGAAAAGAAUGAGGUUGGCCAAUCAAGAAGCAUAUCUCCAUAUGAUGAAUACUCCACCAAGAUUUUGCAGUAGAUCAUAUUUUAGGACAACCAACAAGUGUGAUGUUGUGCUCAAUAACAUGUCUGAGUCAUUUAACAAUGUAAUUCUUGACUCUAGAGGAAAGCCACUUGUGAUAAUGCUUGAAGAAUCAGAACUCACCUCAUGGAGAGAUGGGCUAAAAACAGAAUGA
Vicia villosa (hairy vetch) is the source of this 1968-nucleotide messenger RNA. RefSeq lists its product as uncharacterized. The coding region runs from base 1 to 1968 and encodes 655 amino acids. The record is from RefSeq and is a predicted model, not a curated record. NCBI's taxonomy places the organism in Eukaryota, Viridiplantae, Streptophyta, Magnoliopsida, Fabales, Fabaceae. The transcript has 6 exons.